Molecule: messenger RNA, 333 nt
Organism: Necator americanus (New World hookworm)
Lineage: Eukaryota; Metazoa; Nematoda; Chromadorea; Rhabditida; Ancylostomatidae
Exons: 1
Coding region: 1-333 (110 amino acids)
Source: RefSeq, a predicted model, not a curated record
AUGCCAAGCCAGAAGGCGGUAUUUGUCGGGAUUGAUGCGAACGCAAAGGCUGGACCUGAACAACAAUCCGAUGUGCUUGGAAGAUGGUUCUAUCCCAUGGAGACAUCGGACAACGGAAAUCGUCUGAUAGACCUUUGUGAGCAGACGAAUCUCAUCAUUGCAUCCUCGUUUAAGAAUAAUCAUCGACGCCACCAGCUUACGUGGCAAGGGACAACACCAUUAACGCCAGAACAGCAGCGAAAGCGGAAGAUGCCGACUCUUAAGCUUCAGCUCGAUUACGUUCAGACGAAGAACAUACUUUUGUCAGAUAUCCGAAAAUCUAGAGCUGUCUGA